Messenger RNA from Ochotona curzoniae (black-lipped pika), 1341 nucleotides. It is a transcript of the gene SPR, whose product is annotated as sepiapterin reductase. Bases 1 to 798 code for a protein of 265 amino acids. Gene Ontology annotation, molecular function: sepiapterin reductase (NADP+) activity. Gene Ontology annotation, biological process: tetrahydrobiopterin biosynthetic process. NCBI's taxonomy places the organism in Eukaryota, Metazoa, Chordata, Mammalia, Lagomorpha, Ochotonidae. The record is from RefSeq and is a predicted model, not a curated record. The transcript has 3 exons.
AUGGAGGACGGGCGGCCGAGCGGCCUGGGGCGCGCCGUGUGCGUGCUGACCGGGGCCUCCCGCGGCUUCGGCCGCGCGCUGGCCCCGCUCUUGGCCCCGCUCCUGGCGCCGGGCUCCCUGCUGGUCUUAAACGCCCGCAGCGACGAGGCGCUGCGGCAGCUGGAGGCUGAACUGGGCGCCGGGCAGCCCGGGCUGCGCGUGGUGCGAGUGCCCGCCGACCUGGGCGCCGAGGCCGGCCUGCAGCAGCUGCUCGCCGCCGUCCGCGAGCUCCCCAGGCCCGAGGGGCUGCGGCGGCUGCUGCUUAUCAACAACGCGGGCACUCUUGGGGAUGUGUCCAAAAGCUUCGUGAACCUGAAUGAUCCAGCUGAAGUGAACAGCUACUGGGCCCUGAACUUGACCUCCACGCUGUGCCUGACCACCUGCAUCCUGAAGGCGUUUCCUGCCAGUCCCAACCUCAGCAGGACAGUAGUGAACGUCUCAUCUCUGUGUGCCCUGCAGCCCUUCAAGGGCUGGGCCCUGUACUGUGCCGGGAAGGCUGCCCGGGACAUGAUGUUCCAGGUGCUGGCUGCCGAGGAGCCCAGUGUCCGGGUGCUGAGCUACGCCCCAGGUCCCCUGGACACAGACAUGCAGCAGUUGGCCCGGGAAACUUCCGUGGACCCAGACUUACGCAAGAGGCUGCAGGAGCUGAAGGCCAGAGGGGAGCUCGUGGACUGCAAGGAGUCAGCCCAGAGGCUGCUGAGCCUGCUGCAGAAGGACACGUUCAAGUCUGGAGCCCACGUGGAUUUCUACGACAAAUGAAUCCAUGUCCUGAGCCUCCCUGGGGAGUGGGCACACCCACAGGCCUCAUGGCUCCCCCCAUCCUGCCACACUGCCCUGCACCCCUGCCUUCCCAGAGAAGCUCUCGUGCCUCCUGUCCUGCACCCAGAGACAGCAGUCUAAUGGAGCCCUGACGUGGCUGGCGUCACCAGCUGUCAGGAGUCUGCACAGGAAGUCCCUGCAGGAGCCUUCAGAGAGUAGUCACACAUGUUGGUGUCCCCUGUCCCCAGGAACAGACUUUUAGGGAAAGAAGCUGAGAUACUACACCAAGGAGGUUGGGGCAACUGCCCGUGGUCAGUUCCUGGGGAGUGAUCUGAAGUCACAUGGAGGUCCAAGUCAGAGCACAGAUGGCGCAGGUGCCAGCUCUUGUGGGUGCCCCCUGCUCAGGGCAGUAGGACCAGGACCUCCUGUUGAACAUCACGUGCUUGUUCUGGUGCCUCCUCCCUCCGGAAUAGACCAGCCCUUGCCCAGGUUGAGCGCCUGUAUCCCCAACAAAGGCAGAUGGAAAUAAAAUACAGAUCACCC